CACUUUAGCAGGCGAACAAGUCUACAGUUGUGUUCUGGUGCUCUGACAUUCCUCACGUCAUCAUGAUACUCGUAGUCGGUCUAUUGUGCAUUGCAGCGGCUGUUGCUGCUAUUGGAUUUUUUGUGGUUAUUCCAUUGGUGCUUGCAACUGGUCCGCUCAUCUUCGGGAUCGUUUGGCUGUGGCAGCGGCAUCACUUCCAUCACUGGCUACGUCUUGGUGUCCCCUACAUUCGGGCCACGCCCUUUGUGGGGAAUGUCUGGAAACUAUUGCGCGGCAGCUGCUGCUUCGGCGAUCAGUUCCGACUGUUGUAUGAGAGUAAGGAAGCUGCUGGCCACGCCUACGUGGGCAUACAUGUGCUUCAUAACCAUGCCUUACUCCUGCGAGAUCCGGCUCUGAUUAAACGAAUACUUGCGGAUGAUUUUUCCCAGUUCUCGAGCCGUUUCGAGACCACAGACCCCAUUGGGGACACGAUGGGGGCCCAAAAUCUGUUCUUUUCCAAGCACGAGACUUGGCGGGAGACGCACAAGAUCUUUGCGCCUUUCUUUGCGGUGAGUAAGGUGCGUCAGAUGUACGGUCUGCUGGAGCACAUUGGCCAGCAACUGGAGGAACACAUGGAGGGGCAGCUGAAUGGAAAAUCUGAAAUGGAGCUGGAGGUCAAGCAGCUGUGUGCUCUCUUCACCACAGACAUCAUAGCCUCGCUGGCCUUUGGUCUAGAGGCGCACAGUCUGCAGAAACCCGACGCAGAGUUUCGUCGCAUGUGCGUCGAGGUCAACGACCCGCGGCCCAAGCGGCUGCUCCAUCUCUUCACAAUGUUCUUCUUCCCGCGAUUGUCGCGUCUGGUUCGCACUCAUCUCUACUCCGCUGAGUACGAGCGCUUCAUGCGCCAGUCCAUGGACUUUGUACUGGCCCAACGCGAGAAGAGUGGCGAAAAACGUCACGAUCUGAUCGACAUAUUUCUGCAGUUGAAGCGUACCGAGCCCCCAACGAGCAUUAUCCAUCGGCCCGACUUCUUUGUCGCCCAGGCUUCGUUUCUGCUGCUGGCUGGCUUCGAUACCUCCUCAUCUACGAUAACCUUUGCGCUGUACGAGCUGGCCAAGGCGCCAGCCAUUCAGAAACGACUGAGGCAGGAACUCAGUGAUGCCCUCAGGGCCAACCGGCAUCAGCCUCUGGACUUUGAUUCGGUGAAUGGUUUAUCCUACCUCCGCCAGGUGGUAGAUGAAGUGCUUCGGCUGUAUCCUCCCACUGCAUUCUUGGACCGUUGCUGCAAUGACGAAAACGGUUAUGAUCUGUCCUCAUGGAACUGUGGCAGAGCUUUAAAAUUACCUGCAGGCGCACCUGUAUAUAUCUCCGUGCUGGGACUCCAUCGGGAUCCAGUGCACUGGCCCAAUCCGAACAAAUUUGACCCCGAACGCUUCUCACCGGAGCAACGCCAGCAGCACCAUCCAAUGACGUAUUUGCCCUUUGGUGCCGGUCCUAGGGGCUGCAUUGGCACCCUCCUGGGGCAUCUGGAGAUCAAAGUGGGACUCCUGCACAUCCUCAAGAACUUUCGGGUGGAGCAGUGCAAGAGGACACUGCCGGAGAUGGUGUUCGAUCCAAAGGCUUUCGUCCUAACUGCAAAAGGGGGAACCUAUCUGCGUUUUGUGAAGGAUGCUCUUUGAAUUUAUGUGAAUAAACAUAAAGCAAAUAUUGA
Messenger RNA from Drosophila obscura, 1690 nucleotides. It is a transcript of the gene Cyp6t1, whose product is annotated as probable cytochrome P450 6t1. The record is from RefSeq and is a predicted model, not a curated record. Gene Ontology annotation, molecular function: monooxygenase activity; oxidoreductase activity, acting on paired donors, with incorporation or reduction of molecular oxygen; iron ion binding. Gene Ontology annotation, biological process: response to DDT; insecticide catabolic process. Bases 63 to 1658 code for a protein of 531 amino acids. Lineage: Eukaryota; Metazoa; Arthropoda; Insecta; Diptera; Drosophilidae. The transcript has 2 exons.